AUGUUUUCUAAUACUAAGCAAAAUUUUAAUCCGAUUCACGGUACACUUUCAAAUGGUGCUUUAUUUGUACGACUUGCUUUAGAUACAUCUGAAACAAAAGUAGAAAAACUUCUUAUUAAUAUCUGGAAAAUUCCCAAACCUCGAUUAAUUAUGUCAAUUAUUGGAGGACAAAAAUAUUUUACAUUAAGUGAUCGACUUGAAACAAAUUUUAUCAAUGGUAUUAUUCAUGUUGCUCUUAAAUCAGAUGCAUGGUUAAUGACAAAUGGAUAUAAUGUUGGUAUUGUACAACUUGUAGGACAAGCAAUUAAUAAAGUUAAAUUAACAAAUCCAAAAAAAAAACUUACAGCUAUUGGAGUUUGUAAAUGGGGAAGUGUACAAGAUGUUGAAGAAAUUACAGAUUCUGAAAAUAAAAAAAAACAAAAAAAAAACGACACAUCUAAUACUAAUGAUAAUGAAGAGAAAAUACAUAAACGUGAAAGUGGUCAACGGGAUCUUGAAAUGAAUCAUAGUCAUUAUCUUAUGUUAGAUGAUGGAAGACUUCGAUAUUAUGACAUAGAAGAUUAUCGAACACGAUUAUGUGUUCAAUUAGCAAAACUACGUCAUGAAAUUAAUUUUUCUACUCCUGUUGUUACUAUUGUCGUAGAAGGUGGUAGAGAAACCAUUAAAAAUGUAUACCAUGAUUUGCGGGCUAAUAUUCCUGUUGUUAUUAUUGAUGGUAGUGGUCGUGUAGCUGAUUUUUUCAAACGUUGGUUAUUAUAUACGAAAGAAUUCGAUGAUAAUAGUAAAGACUCUGAUAUUGCAUAUGAAAUUGAUCAAAUUGAUAAUGUAACACCAGUUAUAACUGUUCCACCUUUAACUUCAAAUCAAAAUGAUGUAAAUAAUUCAAAACCAAGUGAUGCUAAAUAUGUUCAAUCUCAGUCUGAGGAAUUCAGAAAUCCACUUCAAAAUAUGUUUAGUAAAUAUGUCAAACAACUUCAAACAGAUCUUAGUGUAAUUAUGACACAUGAUGAUGAUUCGAAUAAGAAAAAAAGAAAGGCACCAUCAUCAAAUAGUUCAAAUGAUAGAUUAUCAACUAAAUUAAUAACUACACUUAAACAAGUUAUGUAUUGUCUUCAACCAGCCGUUCGUUCUGGUAUAACAGUAUUUAAUUUAAAUUCAGAUGAUAAUUUAUCAGAAACAAUUUUUCGAAGUAUUUGUAAAGCACGUCAAAAAAAUUUUAAUAAGAACGAAAAUGAUGAAAAUAAUGCAACAGAAGAAAAUCAAGGAAAAUUGGAAAUACUACCUAAUUUACAAGAUCGAGAACUUCAAUCAAGUGUACGUCAAAAUAUUCAUAAAAAAGAUCGACGUACACAACGAUCACAAUUAUUACGACUAGCAAUGGAUUGGAAUUGUAUUCAUGUUGCAAAAGAAUUAAUUUUACAAAAUUCAUUAAAUAAUAUUCUGAACAAAGAACAAGAUUUUAUAUAUGCUUUAACAGAAGAUUUACCAACAUUUGUUUAUGAAUUUCUUAAAUUGGGUAUUGAUCCAAGUGAAAUAUUCUUUCCAGAUGAUGAAUUCUUUAAAGGAAAAACUCGAUAUAAAAAAUUUAUUGAAUGUUUUUAUAAAAUUGAAAUAGUGAAUAGGGACACAACUCAUUUAAGUUGGUUUAUUGAAUCACAUUCUGAUUCUAUUGAAAAACAUAUUACUACCACUGAUGAGCUUAAUUCUGUUCUUGCUACACUUGUUGGUGACUAUAUGAGUAACCUAUAUUUUGAUAGCAAUGAACAAGAGAAAAUGUAUCGAUCAUUGUGGGGCUUAGACAAGGAAAAUGAUGAGCUAAAGCAAAGCAAUAAUCGAGGUACAGGAUCCGAUGAUAAUCUUGCGGAUGGGGAAAAACGACAAAUAAUUCAAGAUUACAUAAUGCGAGAUUUAUUUUUAUGGUCAAUACUUAUGAAUCAUAUUGAUAUGGCUAAAGUUCUUUUGUGUUAUGUUAAAUAUCGAAUAUGUCCUGCAUUGAUUGCAACAAAAAUUUUAAAAGAAUAUCAUCGUAAAGCACCUUAUGGUGAAUUAAAAGAAAAUUAUAUGAAAAAUGCUGAUUAUUUUCAACAAUAUGCUAUUGAUUGUAUAACACAAUGUGAAAAAAAUGAUUCAGAUCAAGCAUGUCAAAUUGUUUUACAACGAAUAGAACUUUAUGGAAAUGUUACUUGUCUUCAAGUUGCUGCUGAUGCAGAAGAUAAAUUAUUUAUUGCUACAUCAUGUUGUGUUCAAGCUAUGAACAAUAUUUGGUAUGAUAAAAUUCAUGCAAAACAAUCCAGAAAACGAAAUUACUUCUUUAUGGGUAUGGGCUUCUUUUCGUCUGGUCUUUUGGCUCCAUUUACAGUCACUUAUCGGACAUGCCCAAAGGUAUAUUAUUGUUUUUUUCUUUUACUUUUUUCUUAUACGCUUUUAUUUGAUUUUCAACGACCAACGAAUGAAAACCCAUCAAUACAUUGGACUGAAAUUUUAACUAUUAUUUUGGUUUCGUGUAUGUUAAUUGAAGAAAUUCAUUAUUUUGCUUGCCUAGAUAACUUGAGUUUAGCAGGAAAAUGUAUUAGUUAUUUUCGUAAUCGAUUUAAAAUUAUGACUAUUGUUGGAGUGAGUCUGUUCUAUAUCGGACUAAUCUUAAGAUUUACACAUGCAAGUACAGAUGAUGAAUUUACUGCAGCUAGGGUGGUGAUGGCUAUCGAUUUGGAAAUUUGGUACCUUCGUUCUCUAUCAUUUAUUAUAGUUGUACAGUAUCUUGGACCACAUCUUGUAGCCAUUGGAAAAAUGCUAAAAGAUCUUGCAUUCUUUAUGUGCAUUAUUUUUAUUGUUAUGGCUGGCUAUGGUGUUGCUUCUCGUUCCAUGGUUUAUUAUCCAAAUUCUGAUAAAUUUAAUCAAACUAAUUUCAGCACUGCGUUUGAUGGUCGAAGUAUUUUUCGUCAAAUAGUAUAUCCUGUUUAUUAUUUAAUGUAUGGGCAAUUUGGUAAUGAAUUAUCUAAUCUGGAUGCCUACCCUGAUGCUGGUUGGUCAAUUUCAACACAUGUAUUACUUGCUGCUCAUAUGCUUCUUGUCAAUAUUCUACUUAUUAAUCUGCUUAUUGCAAUGUUUAGUAAACGAUUUGAUCAAGUACAUAAUGAUACACAAAGUAUUUGGCAUUCUCAACAAUAUUUAUUUACACGUGAAUAUUUUACACGCUCACCAUUUUUUCCACCAAUAAGUCUUAUUUAUGAUAUAUACCAUUUAUGUCGUAUAACGAUCUUUGCUAUCAGACGAGUUAUUAAAAAAUCAGCAGAUCGUCGAGCGAAAGUAUUUAAAAUAAUUCCUAUAAAUAAAAGUUUUAUUAAAGAUUGGUAUGAAUUUGAAGGUGCAUCAACAUAUGAAUAUGCUCAUACAGAAGCAAAGACAUCAAAAACUACAUCAAUGAUAUCAACUAAAGGAUCAGAUCUUAAUAAAAUUGAAAAAAGAGAAAAUAUAAAUGAUAAUAAAGAUGAUUCAAAUAAUUCAAUUAAUAAUGUAGAACAAAUACGAAAUGAUUUAGCAAAAUUAAAUCAAUCAUUUGAAGAAAGUAAACAACAAAUACAAGAAGAGUUAGCAAAAUUAAAUCAAUCGUUUGAAGAAAUUAAAAAAUAUUUGAAAAAAUAA
This is a messenger RNA of Rotaria sp. Silwood1, 3642 nucleotides long. NCBI's taxonomy places the organism in Eukaryota, Metazoa, Rotifera, Eurotatoria, Philodinida, Philodinidae. The record is from the annotation of a GenBank genome assembly.